CAUGAUUUUAAACUUUCAUAACCUUUUAAAUGUACGUAUAAUCUGUAUGCGUCAUGAAUUGUUUAAGAUAGCCAAAAGCGAUGGAUGAUCCUACAAAGUGGUCUUGUAAUGAAGUCAGUAACUGGUUGAAAAAUAAUGGGUUUCAAAAAUACUGUCAGUUGAUCUGUGUUGAACACCAAAUUGAUGGACAAGGACUUUUAAGUUUAACAGAAAAUGAUUUAAAACAAUCGCCAAUAGAAAUACGGGUACUAGGUGAUGUAAAACGAUUGACCCAUUUGAUUAAAUCAUUGAAAACAAAGUGCGUCGGAAAAAGCAAUGGUACAGUUGUGUACAAUGGCGUUAUUCCGAUGCCACGGCAGACUACUUUACAGAUGGUGGAAAGAAUCAAUGCGCCAAUAGAUAUUUCAGACAUUGAAUGUAACGAAUUCGAUCCUACCAUAACCCAGCAGUCCAGGAACAUAGAUCCUGAAAAGCGCAAGGCUGGACUUGCCGUUCUUUACAUGAUAUUUGGAUUACUUUGUACCUGUUAUUCUAUAGUGGUCGUACAGGCCAAAGCACCUGACCAACAGAAACAUCCACCUUUACCAGACAUAUUUUUGAACUACUUUCCUCAAAUAUCAUGGGCACAUAAAGUUUCAGAAGGAGCAGUUUUAUCUCUUAUGGUGACAUGGAUUAUCGUUGCUGUUCUAAAUAAGCACAGGUGGAUUCUGAUGCGUCGCACUUUUUGUUUGUUGGGCACUAUGUAUUUACUUAGGUGUGUAUGUAUACUGAUCACCCAGCUACCAGUACCAGAAACAAAUGUUAUAUGCGAUAGAAAGAAUUAUACUGAUUUUUUGUCUCGAGCAGGAAGAACCUUAGAGAUAUUUUUUGGUGCUGGUUUGAAAGUAUCUGGUCUAAAAACAUGUGGAGAUUACAUGUUUAGUGGUCAUACCGUCUCAAUGACGAUGUUCAAUUUCUUUAUAACAGAAUAUACACCGAAGAAGAUGUGUUAUGUACAUAUACUUUCAUGGAUUAUAAAUUUGGUCGGAAUGUUUUUCAUAUUAGUAGGCCAUGGCCAUUAUUCCAUUGAUGUGUUUGUAGCUUUUGUGUUUACUUCACGUUUGUUUUGUUAUUAUCACACACUUGCAAACAAUAUCAAUCUAAUGUCAAGAGAUUCCAAGAAAACCAAGAUAUGGUUUCCAGUAUUUUCAUAUUUUGAGUCAAAAUCAACGGGAGUUAUUCCAUUAGAGUUUGAGUGGCCAUUUACCUCUUGGACAAAACUAAAGAAUUAUCUCAGGGGAUACGAAAUAGUCUCCUCAAAGGAUAAAAGUUAGCACUUAAAAUUUGUGUUAUCGUUACCAUACACAUGUAUAUAUAUAAUCGUUGAUUGCCUUAUUAGACUGACAGAUUACUGUUGAAGUCGCAGGAUAUAGAGAGUGCUGUGAUCUACGCAUUACCUUAUGGGAUUGACACACUAUUGUGAUAGGUUAACAGAUUACCUCAGGAUUCGCUGUGGUCUACGUAUUACCUCAUUAGAGUGACAAACUGCUGUUAUAGGUUAACAGAUUACCACCGGAUUCUGACAGGCAGCCGCGAUAGGUUCACGGGGCUUUUGUUUGCAGUGUUUGAUUGGAUCAACCAGGAGAACAGCAGAUAUAAAUAUGGAUGUAAAUCGAAAACAUUUGAAUUACAAUCGGUUAUAAAAACAUUUAUAAGUAUAUGGAAUAGAAUCUGGAUUUAUUUUUCUGUUAUUCUAACAAAAGAAUGUCCAGUUACAAAAAUGAUCAAAUAUUAAGUUAGUCCAACUCCGAACAAUAGAUUACCUAAAUGAUGGGUGAUAAAUGGAUAAUUACAUUAAGGGUUAUUCGACUAUGGGUUGGUUCAGUCGUACGGACCUACUGUUCUGCACGUUUAAACUCCAUUCCACAAUAAAGACGGUCAAAAUAUUACAAAUAAGUAUAAAUAUUAAUGAAUUAAAAUUUGUAUGUUGUGGUAAAGUAUAAACGACGAUUUCAAAAAUAUAUUGACGUUGGAAUCCAUGUAAAUGGUAUAUAUAGAAUGUUGUUAUGUUGUGAAGUUAGCUGUUGUGUUGAUUCCCGGCAGACUCUCAACAGACGAACUACAUCUGUGAGAGCUGGUUCUGGGACUUUACAUACUGGGGGAAACUAGCUGUUGCCAAUGCCUUGGAUGGAGUAUGGCAUUGCUGCCGAUGUAAAGGCAGGCCGGACGUUGUUGCCGAUGUAGAGGCAGGCCGGGAUCGACUGACACCUAUAAGUUUCAAAAUUCAAACUUUUUAAUAAAAUAAAUAAAAACAAAAAUAAUACAAAACAUUUACAAACAACAAUUAAGUGAAACAAAUAUUUU
Molecule: messenger RNA, 2343 nt
Organism: Mytilus californianus (California mussel)
Lineage: Eukaryota; Metazoa; Mollusca; Bivalvia; Mytilida; Mytilidae
Product: sphingomyelin synthase-related protein 1-like
Exons: 5
Coding region: 81-1313 (410 amino acids)
Biological process (GO): sphingomyelin biosynthetic process; ceramide biosynthetic process
Cellular component (GO): Golgi membrane; endoplasmic reticulum membrane
Molecular function (GO): sphingomyelin synthase activity; protein binding; ceramide cholinephosphotransferase activity
Source: RefSeq, a predicted model, not a curated record